Messenger RNA from Cydia splendana, 870 nucleotides. RefSeq lists its product as uncharacterized. The coding region runs from base 1 to 870 and encodes 289 amino acids. The transcript has 7 exons. Lineage: Eukaryota; Metazoa; Arthropoda; Insecta; Lepidoptera; Tortricidae. The record is from RefSeq and is a predicted model, not a curated record.
AUGUCGCCGGAGCAAGUUCGAAAAGCUUUUAUUUGUGAGAAACACUUCGAACAGCGGUUUGUUUCGGCAUCGACACGGCGUCUCAACGCGAAGGCUUAUCCUUCGUUAUUCAGUCAAGAUGAGAUUAACAGUGGGAUCCCAUCUCAUGAAAAUGCCGAAAACAUGGAUCCGCUGAAAGAACAUGCAUAUGUUCGUAAAUCACAUGACGACCACACAUACUGUCAACAAGUGCCUCAAAAAGCGUCUCCUGCCAUUCCAUCCACAUCGGGGGUUAAAUCAACCGCAGUGGGCCAUACACCAAAACAGACUAUGGCCGUUUCUAUAGCCACAGAACCUGUCCCGACAACUUCAGACAUUGAAAAGGAGACCAUGCCCGAACUAUGCAGCAGCUUUAUUACAGAACUUGUUGUAGCUGAGAAGGUUACAGCUUGUAUUUCACCUAGUGUACAGUCACACAAUGAAGCAGUCUUUGUAACAACUGCUGAAGCUGCAAUCAAACAAUCAAAUGCUGAAGAGCAGCAGAUUUUGCCAGAAGCAAAUAUUCCAGAAUGUGUUGCGGUUGAGGAGGUUACCUCUACCAAUUCACCAAGGGAACAGUCUCAAGUUCAAAGUGUUGUUGAAGUUAAAGUUCAAAGUGCGAAAAGGCCACAGAAGCAGAGGAAACGAUUGAUUGGGAAAUUAAUGAACCUGACACCAACGGGCCGAAUGAUAUACGACGAAUAUAAAAAAUCUAAACGUCAGGCAGAUUUUUACCACAUGGCUAAGAGGGCCUUGAAAUUCAACAAAGACAAAUCCUUUCAAGAAUUGACAAAAGACAUGAAUCCACCGAAAAAUGGAGCUACAAAAAAAACUGUGUUCAGUCAUAUUUGA